CUUCCAGAAAGGAGCUCUCGAUAGGGAAGUUGCACAACCCAGCCGACGUUGAGGCACUGUGCUUAUUAUGGACUUAUUAUUAACACUAGACGCCGACUCUAUUCUAGUUGAUCAGAUAGCACGUACAAACUGGAUUCGAAAUACCCACUAGGGUUUUGCAAAUUAUUUUUAUUUAUUUCCUUGUUUGCACUAGCAGACUGUUCUGGUUUCGUGUGACGGCCAGCCUGCGGUUGCCCAUAUUUGGAGGGCGGACGAGAAGGGGCGGCAUCUGCGCACCUGUGGACGUGACGUCACUUUCCGAUCAUACCUGCUCAACAACUUGUCCUGCUGCUUCGGUCGGCGAAAUACUACCGUCUGCUACGAACACAAGGAAACUAAACUAACAAAGAGCAGCCUCCUCGACGGAUUGAUUUAGUUCGAUUGAAUUCAGUUGAAUUCUGAACACAGGAUAUUUUAAGACCAAUGGGCCUGGUUUUGUGGCUUGGAGUUGGACUUCUCCUCGUCUUCGUCCAGGCUUGGGCAUCAACUCCUGAAAAGCAAAAAUGUGUGCCUGGUUUCAAGAAGGAUUCGAACCUUUUCCAAGUAGACAGAAGACAUCUUCAUAGCGGACAUGUUCUUGGAAAAGUUGGUUUUGAGGACUGCAUGGCCAAUAAAAGAUUCAAAUUCGGCAGCAGCGACCGCCAUUUCCAUGUCGAGCAGGACGGAACAUUAAUGGUGACGAGAGAAACUACCAUGCUUGGAAGAAAAAGGGCCUUCCUCAUCUCUUCCCUGAAUUCUAAGGGGCAAAAAUUUAGUACAAUAAUCAGGGUGCAACUCCAUGGCAACGGCCAUCAUCACCCUGGAAGUCACCCCAUGAAAAUUCAGGCACAUCAGAAUCCAGGAAAGGAACUGCAGAAGAGUGCAAACGUGGACCCUUCCAAUAAGACAGAGGUUAUUCAAAACCUGCCAGUUUUGCACCUUCUUAAGUUUUCUAGGAGGCGGAAGAGAGCUUGGGUUAUCCCUCCUCUUAACAUUCUGGAGAAUGAUAGGGGGCCCUACCCCAAACUAGUGGCUCAGAUUCGUUCUGAUAAAGAUAAAGAGUCAAGAAUGGAGUACAAGAUUACGGGUGAUGGAAUAAACGGCCUCUUCACUAUCGACAAAAACACCGGCCAGCUUUAUGUGACCCAGCCCCUAGACCGGGAGAAGAGAAGCGAUUACAGAUUCAACGCUAGUGCCAACGUAGCGGGCAUGGUGAAUGCUGCGGCUGAGGCAGCCAUGCUCAUCAUUGUAAAUGUCCUCGACGCCAAUGACAACAAACCAGUCUUCACCCAAGACCCCUAUGUCGGAGAAGUUGCAGAGGCUUCAGCAAAAGACUUUGAAGUGAUUACAAUCAAAGCCGACGAUCUGGACGACCCAAAUUCAGAUAAUUCUUUAGUCCACUAUAAAAUUCUGAGCCAGGAACCAAAGUUGCCCAAUGAUAAUUUGUUUGACAUAAACCCUGUUAGUGGAGUCAUCAGAGUCAAGCAGCAAGGGCUCGACAGAGAGAAAUACCCAAAGUACACUCUGGAAGUAGAAGCUGCAGACAUGAAAGGAGACGGCCUGACUGUUACAGGGCAUGUUCACCUCACAGUUACUGAUAGUAACGACAACGCCCCGGUCUUUGAGAUGGCUCAGUAUAAUGCCAAUGUACCAGAAAACAAAGUGGGAGCGCAGGUUGUGAGGAUGUCUGUGACGGAUGGGGACGAGCAUAAUUCUCCGGCCUGGAAUGCAAAGUUUAAAAUUGUUGCUGGAGAUAAGAAUGGCCAAUUCGCCGUGGAAACCGGAACUGGCAAGCAAGAAGGAAUCAUUACAACUGUGAAGGGUCUGGACUAUGAGAUGACCAAGACCUACACGCUGCUUGUGACCGUUGAAAACGAAAUUCCCUUUGCCAUCCGCCUUCCGACAGCCACUGCCACGGUGGUGGUUUCUGUAGGAGAUGUGAAUGAGGCUCCUGUGUUUAGCCCACCCAUUCAGGUUGUGAAGAGGAAGGAAGAUCUUGCAGUUGCCAGUGACAUUGUCACGUACACCGCAACCGACCCUGACACUGAACGCAGUCAGAAAGUCACGUACAAGAUUAUGAAAGACCCAGCGCGGUGGCUCAGUGUGAACCCGGACACGGGUUUGAUUAAAGUGAAGAAUGGCAUGGACAGAGAGAGCCAAUACGUUCAAGACGGCAAAUACACUGCCCUGAUAAUGGCAUAUGAUGAUGAUGUUUCUCCAGCCACUGGUACAGGAACCCUGGAAAUUGAACUAGAAGAUGUUAACGACAACAUCCCUUCAAUCAAUGAGCGCAUCAUUAAGGUUUGCAAUAAGGAUUCUGCCCCUCAGCUGCUCUCUGUGACAGACGCCGAUGGGCCAGACUUUGCUGCACCCUACACUGUAUCACUAAUGGGCAUGUCCAAGAAUAACUGGACUGCUACGAUGGAUGGCACAAGAACAGGGAUAAUCCUGACAUUAAUCAGGGACCUUCCCAAGGGAGACUACAAUGUAGUCCUGAGAGUGGCAGAUAACCAUGGUCUAGAUCAAGACAACAUUGUCAUGGCCACAGUUUGCGACUGUACAGGAAAUGAGGUGACCUGCAAAGGUGGGAUCCGUGAGGGAGCCAUUGGUCUGCCGGUCAUCCUAGGAAUAUUGGGAGCUGUUCUGCUGCUGCUAUUGCUGGUAUUGCUGCUGCUAAUAUUCAUUAGACGCAGAGGUGGAGAGCAAAAGGAGCCUUUACUACCAAAUGAGGACAUCAGGGACAACAUUUACUACUAUGAUGAAGAAGGGGGGGGAGAGGACGACCAGGAUUAUUAUGAUCUGAGUGUGCUCCAUCGUGGUCUGGACAACCGCCCUGAGGUCUUCCGGAAUGACGUCAUGCCGUGCUUCAUGCCUAAAGCCGAGUAUCGACCUCGGCCUGCCAAUCCUGAAGACAUUGGAAAAUUUAUUGAUGAUAACCUGACGGCAGCAGACAACGACCCGCUGGCGCCCCCCUAUGACUCCCUCCUUGUAUUCGAUGACGAGGGUAAAGGUUCUGAUGCUGGCUCCCUGUCGUCCCUCAACUCCUCAAGCAGUGGGGACCAGGAUUACGACUGCCUCGGGGAAUGGGGUCCUCGCUUUAAGAAGCUAGCAGACAUGUACGGAGGAGGAGAGGAUGAUAUGCUGUAAAUUCCUCAACGGCAGGCUUGGCUGGUCUUGUUGGACAAAGCAAAUACAAAAAAAAUCAAGUAUAUGGAAGGGCAACCUAUCACAAAGAAUGGUGUACAUAAUUUUAUCUGAGCUAUGAACUAGAUAAUUCUGCACCUUUUGAUACACUGUUGAUCUAUCCUGUGUUUUCUUUUCAAUUCUUAUUUGCUUGCACUGAUUUAAUAUUUUUCUCUUAAGUUGGCUUUAACAUUUUAUAUCGUAGCUUGUACUUUUUUCAUUUUUUAAGUAAUGACAUCAUUGAUGUUCUGUAAGAACCUUUUUUUUUUUAAAGCUUUUUUAAAUUGCAAAUAGAAUUUUGAGUUUUAUAUAUUCCUUAUUUUCCUAGGAUGUAUUUCCACUAGGUAGAUAGGAUGACUAAAGUAAAGGGGACAUUACGGGGAAUGUUUUGAAUAAAUUGACUUGCAAGGUUUGUUGGUGUAAUCAAGCCGAAAUAAAAAAAUAUUAUGCUAAUCUGAGAAUGUC
Messenger RNA from Gadus morhua (Atlantic cod), 3666 nucleotides. Its product is annotated as B-cadherin. The coding region runs from base 463 to 3165 and encodes 900 amino acids. The transcript is spliced from 18 exons. The record is from RefSeq and is a predicted model, not a curated record. Gene Ontology annotation, cellular component: catenin complex; cytoplasm; plasma membrane. Gene Ontology annotation, molecular function: beta-catenin binding; calcium ion binding; cadherin binding. Lineage: Eukaryota; Metazoa; Chordata; Actinopteri; Gadiformes; Gadidae. Gene Ontology annotation, biological process: cell-cell adhesion mediated by cadherin; cell morphogenesis; calcium-dependent cell-cell adhesion.